UUUAUGUGGGACUCAUCUUGAAGGCCAAAGGCCGCUGUGCGAAAGCCCUCCCAGGUCCCAAACGGGCACUUACUACUCCUCCUGUUGUGUAGCCCCAUGAAGCGAAAAGAAAAGUCCUCUCAGGUCCCAAACGGGCACUUACUACUUCUAGUUGGCUAGUUUUUGUUUCCCUCGGGAGAUCAGCUAGUCAUCGUCGAUCAACUCGUUUGAAUUUCCCCCGCAUUAUCUUCUUCCGAAGCCACUAAAAUCCGGCUUUGCAUCCAACUGACAGAGAAGAAGAAGGAAUCUUUUGACACAGAAGUUUCCAUCAAUGGCUUCGGAUUCAGCUGAAGCCAUGAAACCAUACAAGCUAAGACAAACCCUAACAGGACACAAGCGCGCCAUCUCGAGCGUCAAAUUCUCCGAAGACGGCAAGCUCCUGGGCAGUUCAUCGGCUGAUAAGACUAUUCGUCUAUGGCGUCCUUCCGACGGCUCUUUCAUUCAAGAGUUCGAAGGCCACGAACAAGGCAUCUCCGAUUUUGCUUUCUCUUCUGAUUCCCGUUAUGUUUGCUCGGCUUCCGAUGACAAGACCGUGCGUAUAUGGGACGUCCAAACCUGUUCACUCGUUAAGACUCUUAAUGGUCACACCAACUAUGUUUUCUGCGUGAACUACAAUCCCCAGUCGAAUAUGAUUGUUUCGGGUUCGUUCGAUGAGACGGUUAGAAUAUGGGAUGUGAAGACGGGGAAGUGUUUGAAGGUCUUGCCUGCUCACUCGGACCCUGUUACAGCCGUUAAUUUUAACCGAGAUGGGUCCUUGAUCGUUUCAAGUAGUUAUGAUGGUUUGUGUAGGAUUUGGGACGCAUCUACGGGGCACUGUAUGAAGACUCUCAUUGAUGAUGAGAAUCCGCCGGUUUCCUUUGUGAAGUUCUCACCUAAUGGGAAGUUUAUUCUGGCUGGGACGUUGGAUAAUACAUUGAGACUUUGGAAAUUAGUCUUACCAAUCUAG
Molecule: messenger RNA, 985 nt
Organism: Nelumbo nucifera (sacred lotus)
Lineage: Eukaryota; Viridiplantae; Streptophyta; Magnoliopsida; Proteales; Nelumbonaceae
Source: RefSeq, a predicted model, not a curated record